Molecule: messenger RNA, 1869 nt
Organism: Rubroshorea leprosula
Lineage: Eukaryota; Viridiplantae; Streptophyta; Magnoliopsida; Malvales; Dipterocarpaceae
Source: the annotation of a GenBank genome assembly
AGUAAUUGUGUUGAUGUCAACUGUUAAAUUUGGGCCAACUUCUUAAAAAAUAAAUUUUAAGGUGGUGAUUUGCUUCAACUUGAAAAUAUUGGGGGACAAUUUUCAGCUUCUGAAUUUUUUUUUUUUUUUUAAAAAACUGUUGAAUGCAUGCUACUUGUGUAUUCAUGUUUAUUUGUUCCCACCUUAUCAUGGCAUUAAUGGCAAUUUCUGCUCUUAGUUUCAUUCAUUUUUAUAUAGUCCGUGAUAAACCAAGAUGGCAGCUGAGCUUGUCAAUUCUGCAACAAGUGAGAAACUUGCUGAAGUGGACUGGACAAAAAACAUUGAGAUAUGCGAAUUAGUUGCUCAAGAUCAACGGCAAGCCAAAGAUGUCAUGAAGGCUAUUAAAAAACGUUUAGGGAGCAAAAACUCAAAUACUCAAUUAUAUGCAGUAAUGCUGUUGGAGAUGUUGAUGAACAAUAUUGGAGAAGCAGUUCAUAAGCAGGUGAUUGAUGUGGGGAUCCUCUCUAUUCUUGUGAAGAUAGUUAAGAAAAAGUCAGAUUUGCCUGUUCGAGAGAAGAUAUUUUUACUUCUAGAUGCCACGCAGACAUCCCUUGGUGGUGCUUCUGGAAACUUCCCUCAAUAUUAUAGUGCAUACUUUGAUUUGGUGAAUGCUGGAGUGCAAUUUCCUCAAAGGCCCCAAUCUACUCCUUCGAACCAUCCUACUUCACAAGAAAAUAAGAAAAAUACUCUUAAUGGGGAACUUGCUGCGUCUAGACAUGAUGAGCUUGCUCAAAAACCGGAUCCUCAGACUGUUCCUGAAUCAAGUGUCAUUAUUCAGAAGGCUGGCAAUGCUUUAGAGGUUUUAAAAGAAGUCCUUGAUACAGUUGAUCCUCAUAACCCUGAGGGAGCAAGGGAUGAGUUUACACUUGAUCUGGUUGAACAGUGCUCAUUCCAGAAGCAACGUAUAAUGCAAGUUGCAAUGACUUCUCGGGAUGAGAAGGUGGUUUCUCAAGCAAUUGAGUUGAAUGAACAACUCCAGAAAACUCUAGACAGGCAUGAUGCCCUUCUCUCAGGUAGAGCCACAGUUUCAAGCAGACCAGCAUCAACUGCAAAUCAUAUUGCUCAUGAAGACAUGGAGGAGGAAGAAGAGCCUGAACAGCUUUUCAGAAGGAUACGGAAAGGAAAAGCUUGUGCAAGGCCAGAAGAUGAAGAGUACAUGUACGCUUCAGAGCGACCUCACUUGGGCAUGUUUGGAUCACCCAUUCCAGGUGAAAGAGAGAGGCUAAACCGUCCACUUAUUCGCUCACUCUCCUCAGAGACAUCCCAUGAAACCAAUGGACAUCCUCCACCUACUGCCAUCCCACCACCUCCUGCAAAACAAAUGGAAAGAGAGAAAUACUUUCAGGAGAAGAAGGUUGAUGGUUCCACAUUGGCUGGUCAUGUGAGAGGCCUGUCAUUACACAGUCGUAAUGCCAGCAGUUCCCGGAGUGGAAGCAUAGAUUUCAGUGACUGAUUAAGGUCUAUGCCCGCCUCUCGGUGUCUGUUGUGGAUAUGUUAGAUUUGUGAGUUUCUUUCUGCAAGUGAAGGUGGGUGUUCCAUUGCUAUGUUGAAAGAGAGGACUAAGGACUUAACCUUCAUGAUAUUUUAUCAUCUGAAGAACAUCAAGUCUGUCCAUUAUCGUUGGUUAUUGCUGGUGGACGGAUAUUUCUCCAGAGUUGUGCUAUCGAAUUUAUGUGUUCAACUAUACCAACAUGUUUCAAAUUUUCUCUAUGUAAAAGAGGAUGAUUAUUUUUUUUCCUUCUAAUUUAAUUUGAUACUAGUAGCAUGAUUUGUUUCUUUUUAUUCUAGUAGAGUAUGGAACCUUCUACUACCUUCUAAUUCUAAGAUAAU